AUGUCUACAUGGAAAUCCAAGCAAAACGUCGGUUUGCCGCUCUACUACAAAGAUAAGCCACAGAACAACUCCUCACAGAUAUCUCGUGUCAGAGGUCUUUGGCGAGCACUGUCCAAGACACAAAGACUGGUGAUCAAAGGGGUGGUCUUUUUCGUGGCAUUUUAUGCCUUGUUAUCACGCUACGUUUUUCCUUCGAAAAACUCAACAGACAUAUGGACUGCUCGUCGAAAUCGUGUCAAGGACGUGUUUCUAGAGAGUUGGAGUGACUACACCCGUCAUGGGUGGGGGAAAGAUGUCUAUAGACCUGUUUCGCAACAAGGAAGAAACAUGGGAAGGUUCCCUCUUGGCUGGAUCAUUGUGGAUUCUCUCGAUACGCUUAUGUUGAUGAACUGUGAAGAAGAACUCAGAGAGGCCAGAUCGUGGGUGGCCAAUGAGCUCAACUACGAUUUCGACUACAACGUCAACACUUUCGAAACAACCAUAAGAAUGUUGGGUGGCUUAUUGUCUGCACAUUAUUUGAGCGAGGAUGAUGUGUACCUUGAACAAGCGACAAAAUUGGGAAACAAGCUGAUUGGAGCAUUUGAUUCUGGAAAAGGUAUUCCUUAUGCAUCGGUCAACCUCAAAUCAGGAAAGGGUAUACCCAGCCAUGUAGAUAGAGGUGCAAGUUCGACUGCUGAGGCAACCACUGUUCAAUUGGAAUUCAAAUAUCUCGCCCAAUUGACCGGAGAGGAGCUCUACUGGCAAAAGGCCGAGCGUGUGAUGCAAUCGCUGAACGAGGCCAAUCCACAAGAUGGUCUAGUUCCAAUCUACAUCCAACCUGAUACAGCAACAUUCCAGGGUAAAAUCAUAAGACUAGGGUCUCGUGGUGACUCGUAUUACGAGUACCUGCUGAAACAAUACAUCCAAUCAAGGGAACAGGUUUACUUAGAGAUGUAUCUGGAGGCCGUUGCUGGAAUUCGCAAGCACUUGGUUCGCUAUUCGACUCCUAACCAUCUGAUGUUCCUUGGAGAGCUUGAUCGUGGAAUCGGUUCUCCUUUGAGCAACAAGAUGGACCAUCUGGUUUGUUUUGCAGGAGGGAUGUUUGCUCUUGGUGCUACUGAGGGACUGGAUUACGAAACUGCAAGCAAGCUUUCCACAUGGACUGAAGAGAAGGAGCAACAGAUGACCAUGGCUAAAGAGCUUACUCACACGUGUUACAGAAUGUACCACGAUGUUCCAGGAACUGGUCUUUCGCCUGAAAUUGUUGUCUUCAAGACCGAUGUCAAUGGAAAAGACGAUUUCUUCAUCAAAAAUGCAGAUAAACACAAUCUUCAAAGACCUGAAACCGUCGAGUCGUUGUACUACUUGUACAAGAUCACAGGGGAUAUUAAAUACAGAGAAUGGGGAUGGGAAAUCUUUGAGAACUGGGUCAAAUACACCAAGGUCACCACUGGAGGAAAGGACAGUUUCCCAAGAUACACAUCUUUGAAAGACGUCACGAUGGAUCCGCCAAGAAUGAUUGACAACAUGGAGUCGUUCUGGCUAAGCGAAACCUUGAAGUACCUUUAUCUUUUGUUUGACGAUGAGACCGAUCCCAAGUGGGAUUUGGAGAACUCCGUGUUCAACACGGAAGCGCAUCCGUUCCCAAGAUAUUCAAAGCCACCAUUUCCUACUGGCUGGAGACGUCAAGGAGAAUUCGAGGGAGAUGGCUCGAAACAGGAGCAGGAGAUAGAGGAGCCUAAAGAGAAACCGGUGGCAGAACAGGUUGUCGAGCCUGUGGUUGAUGUUCCGGAAGCCAAGUUAAAGGCCUCGCAAGAUAAUGCGGCUGUGGCUGAUGCCAUCAAGCAGAAAGGCGAGCUACCUGUGGCUAAACAACCGGUGGCCAAGCCAUUGAAUGAGCAGGCAGAUAGUAUCAAGGAGGAGAUUGUGGCUGAGGCUCAAGUCUGA
Ogataea philodendri is the source of this 1926-nucleotide messenger RNA. RefSeq lists its product as uncharacterized. Gene Ontology annotation, cellular component: endoplasmic reticulum; membrane. The record is from RefSeq and is a predicted model, not a curated record. The transcript has a single exon. Gene Ontology annotation, molecular function: mannosyl-oligosaccharide 1,2-alpha-mannosidase activity; calcium ion binding. NCBI's taxonomy places the organism in Eukaryota, Fungi, Ascomycota, Pichiomycetes, Pichiales, Pichiaceae. The coding region runs from base 1 to 1926 and encodes 641 amino acids. Gene Ontology annotation, biological process: carbohydrate metabolic process; N-glycan processing.